Rhinopithecus roxellana (golden snub-nosed monkey) is the source of this 3253-nucleotide messenger RNA. It is a transcript of the gene SLC25A27, whose product is annotated as solute carrier family 25 member 27. The transcript is spliced from 9 exons. The coding region runs from base 1220 to 2137 and encodes 305 amino acids. Lineage: Eukaryota; Metazoa; Chordata; Mammalia; Primates; Cercopithecidae. Gene Ontology annotation, biological process: response to cold. The record is from RefSeq and is a predicted model, not a curated record.
UCCUGGGCUCCGCUGUGUUUUCCUAUUCUGGGGUGCAGGGGGUAGCUGAACCACUCCAGCCUGGGACUGCUAGGAAGGUUGCGGGUCCGCCCGGCCGAGCCGAACGAGGGAAAUGGUCCUCAUCCGGCCACUCGCCGGUUGAAAAGGGGCCGCCCUGGCAGGGAAGCGGCAGCCGCGGCGCGGUGCAGCGGCGAGAAGGGGUGCGUUAUCGCCUUGCCCUGCUGCUGAAUGUCCGUCCCGGAGGAGGAGAGGCUUUUGCCGCUGACCCAGAGAUGGCCCCGAGCGAGCAAGUUCCUACUGUCCGGCUGCGCGGCUACCGUGGCCGAGCUAGGUACCCGGCUGCCCACGCCUGGGCCUCCCUGGCGAGUGGCACGCGCCGCGCUGGGGGAGGGAGCGCGGGCGGCUUGGCGCCCGGCAGUGCGCAUCGGAGAGGUCGCCCCUUCCAGGCCCGCCUGGCGGAGGUGGUGGUGGAGGCCAGGCCCGCGGUGGGAGGAAGAGGGAAUGAGGUCUCCACGGCCUUUUCCUUCUAAUCUCGCCUAAUGCUUCCCUUAGGCAUGUGCUGUGGUGCUUGAAUGUUGUACUUUGAGAAGCCUUGCCAGCUGUCAUUCCUCUGUAGGAAUCAUUUUCCUUUUCAUGAGGAUGACCUUUUUAAAAACGUAAUCUGUUUUCCAUCGUUACUGAGAUAAUUUCUGUAGUUUAUAGUCUUACACAGCCACACUGGCAUUAUCUUGUGGGUCCAAGUUGUGGACCUACCUUGUGGGACUUCCGUUAUUAACCUGCCACUCACAGAGCAUUGACUUAAGCAUCCGCCAGUUACUUGACCUCUCUGAGUGUAAUUCAUCUAUACUGUUUGCCUUCCAGGAUUCUGAGAAGUCAAUAAUAUAUGAUUGCUAAAUCCAAGGCAGGACACCAAUUAGUUGCGACAUUUUCAUAAUUACUACAAUACCAGGGACUGUUGAUAUAUAUUUGAAAAGACCCAGUUCUGACCUUCUUACAGGCUGCUGGGGAGACAAAGAGAAUUAUAAUGUGCACUUGUUAUAAUGAAGAUAUUAUUAGGUGUCAUAGAAGCAUAGAAGAGCAGCUACAUCUGCCUAAAUGAGUCAGAAAAAACUUCAAGAGGCCAUCUAGAGUGGAAUGAUGAUGCCCUUGAAUGAGCAAGUAGCGUUUAUUCCAAGGAUUUUCAACCUUUCCCCUGGAUCUCACAAAAACUCGACUCCAAAUGCAAGGAGAAGCAGCUCUUGCUCGGUUGGGAGACGGUGCAAGAGAAUCUGCCCCCUAUAGGGGAAUGGUGCGCACAGCCCUAGGGAUCAUUCAAGAGGAGGGCUUUCUAAAGCUUUGGCAAGGAGUGACACCGGCCAUUUACAGACACGUAGUGUACUCCGGAGGUCGAAUGGUCACAUAUGAACAUCUCCGAGAGGUUGUGUUUGGCAAGAGUGAAGAUGAGCAUUAUCCCCUUUGGAAAUCAGUCAUUGGAGGGAUGAUGGCUGGUGUUAUUGGCCAGUUUUUAGCCAAUCCAACUGACCUAGUCAAAGUUCAGAUGCAAAUGGAAGGAAAAAGGAAACUGGAAGGAAAACCAUUGCGAUUUCGUGGUGUACAUCAUGCAUUUGCAAAAAUCUUAGCUGAAGGAGGAAUACGUGGGCUGUGGGCAGGCUGGGUACCCAAUAUACAAAGAGCAGCGCUGGUGAAUAUGGGAGAUUUAACCACUUACGAUACAGUGAAACACUACUUGGUAUUGAAUACACCACUUGAGGACAAUAUCAUGACUCAUGGUUUAUCAAGUUUAUGUUCUGGACUGGUAGCUUCUAUUCUGGGAACACCAGCCGAUGUCAUCAAAAGCAGAAUAAUGAAUCAACCACGAGAUAAACAAGGAAGGGGACUUCUGUAUAAAUCAUCAACUGACUGCUUGAUUCAGGCAGUUCAAGGUGAAGGAUUCAUGAGUCUAUAUAAAGGCUUUUUACCAUCUUGGCUGAGAAUGAAAGGUAAAAGAGUUCUUCAAAUUCAGCUACAUACCACCAGCUCUCCCAGCCUCAGACGGUGGGCAUUUCUGGAUGGAUGGCUGCGGUUAUGGAUAAAGGCUGUAACUGUUAAAAUAGAAAAACAUGAAGCUCAGGCCCAAGAAAGCCUUGGAGCCAGCUAAACAGAAUUGGUUCUGAUGGACAUGGAUGAUGUUGAACAGAAAAGUUUACAAGUGCUUUGUGGUUGCACUAAUGUAUACUCACUGCCAUUUUAAGAGGGGGAAGUACACUUUAAAAUAUAUUUGAAUGUCAUGUACUGAUAUGCAGUAGCUUAUUGUUUUUCUAGUUGCAGAGAAUGUGAAGUUUAAUCUCUUAAAAUAUUUAGAUGGUCUACUUUUUCAUUGAAUUUGUCAAUAUGUAAUUGCAUUGUAAAAUAUUAUAUAUAUAUAUAUAUAUAUAUAUAUAUAUAUAUAUAUAUGCUUAACUUCCCAAAUGUUCUGCAUUGAACUACUUUGGGAAAAUUUUGUUUUUUUAUGUUUUGUAAUUUUUAAAAUUAAGUAAAGACUGGAUCAAAAUAAUUACAUCCAAACUGGACCAUGAACAAUUGAUUUAGCUUUAUUCUUUGGGGGGUUGGGGAGUUGGGAUGAAAACACUGCUUAUGCACUGACAUCAUGCCUUGGGAUCUGGAUCAACAUGAAUUUCAGGAAUUUUUAACCUGAAAUGACUCCUUGAGAUUAUCUGAUUAACCUUCCCAUUUCACAUGUUAGUAAACUGAAAUUCAGAGAAGUAGAGUUGUUUAUGCUCAUGAGUGACUUAGUAGCAGAGCCAGGAUAAAAACACAGUUCCCCUAAUUAAUAUGAUUAUUAUGACUGAGAGUUAUUGUUCACUAAUUAGGUACCAAGGAAGGCUCUUAUAUCAUGGUCACAACCCAGUAAAGUCUUCUAAAAACAGAUUUUUCCUUAUGGCAUUUUUAUGUCUCAUACAUUUUAAAUGAAUCUGAAUUACCUCUAGCAUACAUUUUAGAAUGGAGUCACCAUGCUUUAGCUUGAACAGUAAGACCUUCUAUAAUCUAACCAAAUCCAGUAUACCCAACACUCAUCCAAUCACAUUCAUAAUUUUCUGAUGAAAUCAUAUCUACUGAUUAUCUUGGAACAUUGCUUAUUUUUGCCAACUUGGAAUCAUCAACUCGUUUUCCAAAAUAAUUCUCAGUAAAUAAAAAGGAUUAAAAAUUUCAGUAAUUUUUGUGUCCAUACUCACAGGCUUAAGAAUUCCAAACUCACUUACUUAUUAUAAUACCA